UGUUAGUAUUAGUCAAGAGUCUGGUGCCUGAUCUCGCCACAAGCCAGGGGAAGUGAAAACAUACCUCCUUGGGGUGAUAUUUCCUUUCUCUGAAAUGAGAAACCUCAUGAUACGGCGCACAGUCCCUGCAGUGGCCGAAUCUCCCGUGACUGGAAGUGCUGCCAAACACCAUGGUCUCAUUCAUCUGUGGAUUUGAGCCUGUGCGAGGAAAUACCGUGAUCACCAUCCUCACUGUCCUGUUUUGCUCUGGAAAUUUUCCCCCAUGCCUGAAUUUGAACCCUGGUACUACCACAGUGGCAAAAGGAACACUCCCCCCACCCAUCCUUUGGGCUGAGCCAGGUUCUAUAAUCUCUUGGGGCAAGUCUGUGACCAUCUUGUGUCAAGGAAUCCUCCAGGCACAGGAGUACUACUUGGAUAAAGAAGGAAGGACAUCACGUUUGUACAGACAGACCCUAAUGGAGCCUGGGGGCAAGGCCAUGUUCCCCAUCCUAUUCGUUACAGAGCUCCACGCAGGAGAAUAUCGCUGCUACUAUGAGAGCCCUGCUGGUUUUUCAGAGCACAGUGACAUGUUGGAACUGGUGGUGACAGAUGUCUAUAGUAAACCCAGCCUGUCAGCGCUGCCCAGUUCUGUUGUGACCCCAGGAGGGAAUGUAACUUUUCAGUGUGUCUCCUGGUUGGGAUUUGGCACCUUCGUUCUGACUGAGGAGGGAGAAAACAACCUCUCCUGGACUCACAAGGCACAGAGACAUCCAAACGGGCACAUGCAGGCCCUUUUUCCUGUGGGUCCCAUAAGCCCCAGCCACAGGCGGAAAUUCAGGUGUUACGGCUAUGACAAGAGCAAUGCCCAAGUCUGGUCAGCACCCAGUGACCCCCUGGAGCUCACAAUCUCAGGAAUGGAUGAGUUCACCAGUCCUUCAGCAAACAUGUCAGACCCCAGAACAGGCUCAUCUCUUCAAGACCACACGGUGGAGACUCUUACCAGGAUCGCAUUGGGCAGCUUGGUGUUGGUGGUUCUUGGAAUUUUCCUGUUUGAGGCUCAGCAUAGCCCAAGCCAGGAGGUAAACAAUGGAGACGGCUGUACACAUCUCAGAGUGGUGGUGCAAUGACCACUAUGCGUGGUGAACAUCACAGACAGAUGUGGUUCUGGAGCUAAACCUAGAAACACGUUGUGUGACCUCUGAGUUGGGGAUCUGUAGGGGAGCGACAUGAUGGUUUGGAAGCAUGAAGGUAUCAGGGUAGUUUUUUAAGAGAACUAUUCUUCCAUUAAACUCUGAUACUGUCCCACAAAUGUUGUUAUAUUUCUCUGACUGGUCCCUUCUUUUCUCACCCCUUUGCAUCUCUAAAGUACUCAUUUUAUAUUGUUUUUCCAUGUAACUUCACAAUUCGGGUUAAGAACAGCGUUCCUUUGCGAA
Messenger RNA from Mesocricetus auratus (golden hamster), 1412 nucleotides. Its product is annotated as leukocyte immunoglobulin-like receptor subfamily A member 5. NCBI's taxonomy places the organism in Eukaryota, Metazoa, Chordata, Mammalia, Rodentia, Cricetidae. The record is from RefSeq and is a predicted model, not a curated record. Gene Ontology annotation, biological process: cytokine-mediated signaling pathway. Gene Ontology annotation, molecular function: inhibitory MHC class I receptor activity. The transcript is spliced from 6 exons. Bases 171 to 1106 code for a protein of 311 amino acids.